Molecule: messenger RNA, 4311 nt
Organism: Solea senegalensis (Senegalese sole)
Lineage: Eukaryota; Metazoa; Chordata; Actinopteri; Pleuronectiformes; Soleidae
Gene: msh6
Product: mutS homolog 6 (E. coli)
Exons: 10
Coding region: 129-4298 (1389 amino acids)
Biological process (GO): mismatch repair
Cellular component (GO): MutSalpha complex; nucleus
Molecular function (GO): ATP-dependent DNA damage sensor activity; mismatched DNA binding; ATP binding
Source: RefSeq, a predicted model, not a curated record
UCUCUUUCCCGCGAGUGAGACGCUCUCGCGCCGUGGUGAAGCUGUGUGCUUGUUGAUGCGAGGAGGCACACGCUAUUGCUAGUUUAUUCUGUUUAAAUAUAACAACAGCUGCUUUUUGAGUCGCAAUCAUGGCGAAACAAAGCUCUCUUUUCAGCUUUUUCUCCAAGUCUCCGCCACCGGUCUCCAAGCCGAAGCCGAAGCCGAGUCCUUCUCCGGCCGAGGCAGACCUGCCUUCCUCGGUGGAGAAGUCCAACUCUUCUCCGAAAGAGGAAGCGAAACAGACACAGCAACAAUUAAAGCAACAAAAACCGACCAAGAGUAACAAAGUCAAAUCAAAAACGGACUGCAAGUCCGCAAAAGGAGGGUUUAAGAAACUAUUUGGUGACAUGGCCGCUACAACCAAAGAAAGCAGCUCCACGCUCCCAUUCAGUGCUGGCGCCCUAGUGUGGGCAAAACUGGAGGGACACCCCUGGUGGCCAUGCAUGGUGGUGCCCCAACCUCUGACUGGACAGCAGAUGAGGGGUCGUGGUCGAGCCCAACGCAUACAUGUCCAUUUCUUUGAUGAACCUCCGACAAGAGGAUGGGUUAGCACUAAAUAUAUCAGAGAAUAUCUAGGCUCGGACAGCAGUGAUGCUAAAACCGGAGGGGUGUUCUUUAGUGGCAAGCCUGUUAUACGGCAUGCAAUGGAACUUGCUGAUGGAGUCAUGUUUGACAGUCCUGAGAAAAGAUUAAAGAUGCCCCUCUGUACAGAUGCAUCAGAUGAGGAGGAGGAGGAUGAAGAAAUGGAGCUUGACAAGUCAGGUGUAACUGAUGAAGAGAUCAGUGAUGACGAUGACGAGAAACCUGUGGAAGUGAAACCAUCUAAAGUCAGUCGCCGCUCAGCCCGUGCUUCAACAGAAAAGAGCAACCAGGCUAAGCGGCGUCGCAUUGUUGUUGCCUCAGACAGUGACGACUCGGGUGAGGAAUUCAAACCAGAACAUGCUGCGUCAAGUAGCGAAGAUGAAGAGGAGGAAGGAACUGUGAGUAGUGAGGAGGAGGAGGAAGAGGAGAGCACACAAGAGUCAGAAGCUGAAAGCCCCAUCAAGCCUGUGAAGCGCAAACGUCCCGCAGAAAAGUCUCCUAAUGUAAAAUCCAAAGCAUCCACAACCCCAUCUGUCUCUGCACCUAAACGAGCUCCAGCAGCUCCAGCACCUCUUGCAGCUGACACAAAGUCACGUUUGUCAGCCUUCUCUGCACCUGACAGCUUUGAGAGCCAGGCAAAUGGUUCAGGCACCAGUGGAGGCGCAACCGUUUGGGACCAUGACAAACUGGAGUGGUUGCACGAUGGGAGGAGAAAAGACAGUCGAAGGCGACGACAAUCGGAGGAUGACUAUGAUCCUACCACCCUGUAUGUCCCUGAAGACUUUCUAAACAGAGUCACGCCUGGCAUGCGUCGGUGGUGGCAGCUGAAAUCCGAUAUGUUUGAUACAGUGAUCUUCUACAAGGUGGGGAAGUUUUAUGAGCUCUACCAUAUGGAUGCUGUGGUUGGAGUCAACGAGCUGGGCCUGACAUUCAUGAAGGGGACCUGGGCACACUCGGGCUUUCCAGAGAUUGGCUUUGGGCGCUUCUCGGAUGUACUGGUCCAGAAAGGAUAUAAGGUUGCUCGAGUGGAGCAGACGGAAACCCCAGAUAUGAUGGAAGCACGCUGUAAGUCCAUGGCUAAGCCCACAAAAUUUGACCGUGUGGUGAAAAGAGAGGUCUGUCGCAUUAUCACACGUGGCACUCAAACCUACAGUGUUUUGGACGGUGCUCCUUCAGAGAGUCAGAGUAAGUUCCUCUUGAGUUUUAAGGAGAAGGCAGAAGAGGAAAGCUCUGGUCAUUGCCGCACUUAUGGAGUCUGCUUUGUGGACACCUCAGUGGGUUAUUUUCAUGUAGGUCAGUUCCCAGAUGAUCGUCACUGCUCACGUCUGCGCACCCUGAUAGCACACUUUUCCCCAGUGGAGGUGCUCUUUGAGAAGGGAAACCCAUCUGUUGAAACACGUAAAAUACUCAAGGCCUCGCUGUCCUCUGCCCUGCAGGAAGGACUUAAUGCAGGAACGCAAUUCUGGGAUGCCCAGAAGACACUAAAAACCUUCUCAGAGGAAGAGUAUUUCAAAGAAAGCAAGGAAAUGGAGACUGGGAACAAUGUUCUUCCUCCUCUUCUAAAGAAGAUGACGUCUGAGAGUGAUUCCCUGUGCCUUACUCCUAAGGAAGGUUAUGAACUGGCGCUGUCAGCACUGGGUGGAUGUAUGUUUUACCUGAAAAAAUGUCUGGUAGACCUUGAGCUGCUCUCCAUGGCUAACUUUGAAGAAUAUGUCCCAGUUGAUGUUGAGAUGGAGAGAGCCGCUGGACCUGCCAGUUUCUUUUCCCAGACUUCUCAGCGAAUGGUCCUUGAUGGGGUGACUUUAGCAAACUUGGAAAUCUUUCAGAAUGGUUCAGGAGGCACAGAGGGGACACUCAUGGAGCGUUUGGACACAUGCUCCACCCCUUUUGGAAAGAGGUUGUUGAAGCAGUGGCUCUGUGCUCCUCUGUGUAAUCCCACAUCCAUAAAGGAUAGACUGGAUGCAGUUGAGGACCUGAUGGGAGCUCAGGCUCAGGCUACAGAGGUGUCAGACCUGCUGAAGAAACUCCCGGAUCUGGAACGUCUCCUGAGUAAAAUCCACAGCAUUGGCACCCCGAAGGGUCAGGACCACCCUGACAGCAGAGCGGUUCUCUAUGAGGAGGUCACUUACAGCAAGCGCAAGAUAGCUGAUUUCCUCUCUGCACUGGAAGGUUUCAAAACUAUGCAGGAUAUUAUUUCUAUUCUUGCUCCAGUUUCAGGUGAAUUUUGUUCCACGCUGCUCCGUCAAGUUGUGACUGUUAAAAGUGAAAAAGAUGGCCUCUUUCCUGACCUCUCUGCUGAGCUCAAGCGCUGGGACACAUCUUUUGACCAUCAGAAAGCCCGCACUACUGGUGUCAUAACCCCAAAGACUGGCUUUGAUCCUGAGUUCGACCAGGCUCUGGCUGAGAUCAAGAACUGUGAAAGAGAGUUGCAGGAAUACCUGGACAGACAGAAGAAGAGGCUCGGCUGUAGAAACAUGUCCUACUGGGGAACAGGACGAAACCGCUACCAGAUGGAGGUGCCGGAUAGCAUCUCGGAGAGGAAUAUUCCAGAAGAGUACGAGGUGAAAUCAACAAAGAAGGGCUGGAAGCGCUAUGUAACACGGGAGACUGAACGGCUGUUCUCAGAGCUGCAGGGAUUUGAGGAGAAGAGAGACGCUGCCCUGAAAGACUGCAUGAGGAGGCUCUUCUACAACUUUGACAGAAACUACAGAGAGUGGCAGACUAGUGUGGAGUGCAUGGCAGUGCUGGAUGUAUUGCUGGCCUUGUCCCGCUACAGUCAGGGUGGGGACGGACCAAUGGGGAGGCCACAGGUGGUGCUUCCCGGCGCUGAUGACCACGAAGCUCCCUUCAUUGACCUUGUUGGAUCCCGCCAUCCCUGUGUCACCAAGACCUUCUUUGGUGAUGACUUCAUCCCCAAUGACAUCUGCAUUGGCUGUCGUGGUAGUGGUGAAACUGAAGAGGAGAAAGGUGGCGCCUUGUGUGUUCUUGUCACAGGGCCUAACAUGGGUGGAAAGUCCACUCUCAUGAGACAGUGUGGACUUGUGAUCAUCCUAGCUCAGCUGGGUUGCCAUGUUCCCGCUGAGAGCCUGCGCUUCACACCAGUUGACAGAGUCUUCACCCGCCUGGGAGCCUCAGACAACAUUAUGGCCGGAGAAAGUACUUUCUUUGUGGAGCUAAGCGAGACUGCCAGCAUCCUGCACCAUGCCACCAACCACUCACUUGUGCUCCUGGAUGAAUUAGGAAGGGGCACAGCCACAUAUGAUGGCACAGCGAUUGCCAGUGCUGUUGUGAAGGAGCUUGCUGAGAAGAUCUGCUGUCGUACCCUGUUCUCGACACAUUACCACUCCCUGGUGGAGGACUACACCAACAACCCUGCUGUGCGGUUGGGCCACAUGGCUUGCAUGGUAGAGAAUGAAUGUGAGGACCCGAGUCAAGAAACCAUCACAUUCCUCUACAAGUUCAUCUCUGGCGCUUGUCCAAAGAGCUAUGGCUUCAACGCCGCUCGACUUGCCAGCCUGCCAGAGGUGGUCAUCCAAUCAGGACACAGGAAGGCCAGAGAGUUUGAGAAGAGCACCAUCAACCUCCGGCUAUUUAAGAAGCUCUGCCAGUUUGCUGAAGACGCCACACAAGGCAACACACACUUUAUUUCACUUGUUCAGGUGCUCAACAACCUGUAAUUUCUAAAAUAUG